GCGGAGCCCCUGGGCGGCGGCGCGCGCGAUGGCUCCGGCCGGGGACCGCGAGGGCUACUGGGGCCCCACGACCUCCACGCUGGACUGGUGCGAGGAGAACUACGCGGUGACCUGGUACAUCGCCGAGUUCUGGAAUACAGUGAGUAACCUGAUUAUGAUUAUACCUCCAAUUUUUGGUGCAAUUCAGAGUGUUAGAGAUGGCCUGGAAAAGCGGUACAUUGCUGCUUAUUUAGCACUCACAGUGGUAGGAAUGGGAUCCUGGUGCUUCCACAUGACUCUGAAAUAUGAAAUGCAGCUUUUGGAUGAACUCCCAAUGAUUUACAGCUGUUGUAUAUUUGUGUACUGCAUGUUUGAAUGUUUCAAGAUGAAGAACUCAGUAAACUAUCAUCUGCUUUUUACCUUAGUGCUCUUCAGUUUAAUAGUAACCACAGUUUACCUUAAGGUAAAGGAGCCUGUAUUCCAUCAGGUCAUGUAUGGAAUGCUGGUCUUCACAUUAGUACUUCGAUCUGUUUAUAUUGUUACAUGGGUUUAUCCAUGGCUUAGAGGACUGGGUUAUACGUCCUUGGGUCUAUUUUUAUUGGGAUUUUUAUUAUGGAACAUAGAUAACAUCUUUUGUGAAUCACUAAGGAACUUUCGAAAGAAGGUGCCGCCUAUUAUAGGUGUUACCACACAAUUUCAUGCAUGGUGGCAUAUUUUAACUGGCCUUGGUUCUUAUCUUCACAUCCUUUUCAGUUUAUAUACAAGAACACUUUAUCUGAGAUACAGGCCAAAAGUGAAGUUUCUCUUCGGAAUCUGGCCAGUGAUCUUGUUUGAGCCUCUCAGGAAGCACUGAUGAAUUAUUCCACCAAGAAAACAAAAAAGCACCUACCAUAGGCCUGGCCGAAUGAAUAAGGAAAUCCUUAAAGAUCUACACAUUCAGAUAUAUCAUGACCAUCACAGCAAAGGAGUGACUUUCGGACUAAUGCUGCCAGCCACACACAGAAUGAGGAAUGGGCUUGUUGGAUGUUUAGCUCAUGUCUUUAUCUCAUUUGUCCUCCUCCCUCUCCCCCUCACCAAAGAUGUUUAAAAUGAAACAGACAUGAUGUGUGUGUAUAUACUUGAGUUCUGGAAAAAUUGGGCUUUUCUUAAUAGUUGAACAGUUUGUGCUGAUCAUAGGAAAUUGACCUUUUUCUCUUUUUUGACAAGAGUUGCACGUGAAUUAUACUUUUCUUAACAUUUGAUUAAAUAAUGAAAACAGCUAAGGACUGGCAAACCCCAUACAAAUGGCCAGCUGUGAGCCAGCACUUGGCUGUGUCAACCUUGAUUUAUGUUUUUGUCAUAGUAACCCCUUGGAUGGUUUUCCAAGGUAAAAAGGAGCUCUCUGGGAUUCUGGUAGUUCCUCACUGUCUGCCUCUGUGUAGUUGGAGUGUCAUAAGCAAGCUCAGACUUGCCACUUGGUUCUAUACUUGUCACAUCCCAGAUUUGUGGUGGGCUCCGGAUGUCUGUGUGUGGCCACAGCCAAUCAGAGUGGGUGGGUCAUCUUGUAACCUUUCUGAAGGCCCAGGAGGGCUCCUGUAGAAUGUUGUACCUCCAGCCAGUUAAAGUUGCUCUGUUUCCUUUGAUCUUUGCAGAUCUUUAAGUUAUCACUGUUUUUAUGGCUAGGCAAACUUGAUUGGUGGUCUAGCCUACCCAUAUUCCAUCCUCCUAGCAUAAUUUAUUUGAAGUUACCAGUGAGUGUCGUACUCUUUUUAACUGACUUUUUAAAUUAUGCAAUAUUUCCCAGUUUUCAGAGAGGCCAUGGUUAUGCCCAGGGAAAUGUGUUGGGUUAACCAGAGCUAAAAUGAUCAGGAUCCUAUUUGCAUAAAGCUUAUUAGAAUACCUGCUCCUUCAUUUUUUGAAGGAAAUAGAUAUAAAGAUUGAGAACAGCUCUAACUUACUUGAACUUGUAACAGAGCUCCCCAAAAUUAAAGUGCCAAGAAAUGGCAGUGAAAUCUCAUUGUAAGGCAGCUAGUUCUAAUUUGGAUUUGAAUGUAUAACACACUGAAUCGCUUUUCACAAACAAAACAGCUGCCUGGAGUGAACACCUCAUUUGACCCCUUUGCUCAUAUAUCACUGUAUCUGGAGCUCUGUACCACUGUGCAGUUUACAGCUUUUCCUGCUUUAUACAUAUUCCUGCUAUAAUACAUUAUUAUAAAAUCCAGAUUGUUUUUAUCACAUGGUGGCAUUACCCCAGAUUAAAUCCUGAGCUACAGCUUCAAAAGGAACAUCAUUUUUUUUCUUAUGCAAAGGUAUAAAACACUUCUGUCAUUUUUCCAGUAUUCAGUACGUAGCCUUGGUACAAAUUUACAACCAAUACAAAUUCCCUUGUUUUUCUUCACCUCCUGACUUUAGUUUUAGUCCAAGGACUAUUUACUUUACCUUAAUGUGCCAACAUGCCAUUAGACAGAUACUUCCACCUACUUGCGUGAUCCUCCAGCAAGAGAAACACUUGCCAAAACAUAAAUCUCAAAAAGCUUUGGUUGUGCCUUAGGAAAGUAUAAAAUUAAACAGUUCUAAAACACAGGC
This is a messenger RNA of Diceros bicornis minor, 2544 nucleotides long. RefSeq names its product alkaline ceramidase 3 (gene ACER3). The record is from RefSeq and is a predicted model, not a curated record. The transcript has 11 exons. The coding region runs from base 29 to 832 and encodes 267 amino acids. Gene Ontology annotation, cellular component: endoplasmic reticulum membrane. NCBI's taxonomy places the organism in Eukaryota, Metazoa, Chordata, Mammalia, Perissodactyla, Rhinocerotidae. Gene Ontology annotation, biological process: phytosphingosine biosynthetic process; ceramide metabolic process.